Messenger RNA from Lindgomyces ingoldianus, 1420 nucleotides. RefSeq lists its product as uncharacterized. NCBI's taxonomy places the organism in Eukaryota, Fungi, Ascomycota, Dothideomycetes, Pleosporales, Lindgomycetaceae. Bases 1 to 1029 code for a protein of 342 amino acids. The record is from RefSeq and is a predicted model, not a curated record. The transcript has 8 exons.
AUGCGAGGAUCUAACAACAAUGACGACGUCGGCCCCACAGGACUAGGAAAGAGUCGCUUGCGCAUGCUGUGGUCUCGAGGGUUGUUGUAUGUGGUGACCACGGACCAUUUGUUCAAGAAGGCUCUGACUGACAGCUGUUGUGAUGCAAUCAAGCUUUGUGGCGCUCUUGGUGACGUUGAACAGGGGGUCAUCCCUGACAUCGCUUUUCUCUUGAUUCUCCGCAUCCAAUCCUUUGUCAUCCUAUCGUGCUCUGUUCUAUCGAGACACGACUCGGUGGAAAGUCUAGAAGCAGAGUAUGCUCCGGCCUGCACCACCCGGAACUUCUACCACGUCCUCCUUUCUAAGCAAUCUUUCAUACUCUACGGCUUUGGCUUCAGCUACUCAUUGUCGGCAGCCUUGCGACAUGACAACUUCAAAUCCUCCGAGCCACCAAUCGAUAAGGCCCAGACAAUAUCCCUUGCUCGACUUCUUUCGGCCGUACCCAGCACCUUAUCUCCCAUUGGCUCGUCUAUAUUCAAGUCCUUCGCCUCACGAUGGGAGCACGAAGCUAAACUAUGGGAUCUAGGGUCAGAAGAUGGGGCACCCAGGCUUUGUCUGGGCAAGGGGCUAAGUCGGACGACCUCCGGGGACGAUGGGAGAAGGCGCUGGGCUGUUACGUCUUUCUGGAAUGUGCUAGGAUCUGUUGCCAUUGAACCGAAAUUCGAUGGCCGCAAUGUUCGACCGCUAGCUGGUGCUUUGAUAUAUUUCUAUUCAUACCUGAACCCGCUUACUGAAAUGCGUGUGAAAGGAUUCUGUUCGUCAGCUCAGUUUUAUCGUACCCACAGCUGUCGCGUCCUAUCCGUCUGUCUCGCAAUCCACGUACCGUACGUAUUCUACAGGAAAUCCCGAAUAUCCUCUUCCCAGUUAACCUCAAGCACAACCGUUCUGUUCGCUUCGUCCCGCUCCGCCCCCACGGAAGCAACGCUCGGGAGAACCCCUCAAAAUCAACCAACCCAAAUUCAGGACAAGGAGUACCCAUAUCGGCCGUAAGCACCCCGAGAACUUUCCGCUUCUUAUAUCUAUGUAUCUAUCUCCUUUCCCCACUUUUCGGCUUAGGAAAUUGAGAUCCUGUAAACAUCCUUCCCAGUUGCUGGAAGACUCUCCACUGUUUUCGUUUAGUUGGAGUUUGUAGCAAGCAAAAGAGAGGGGGCGGGGGGGAAACUCUCACGGCCGUAGUGGGUGAAGAACGUUUGCUCGGUUUAGCGUUGCGAAUUUGAAUCUGGCUUAUACCGUUGUCUAUUUGGCGUACGAAUAGCUGUCUACUCUAGUGCAUAUUUCUUGGUACAUGAGAUGGUGUAGGGGGAAAAUUGCUUCAUAUCAACCUUCUUCUUUAUUUUAGUAACAAAUUUCAUAGAUCAAGCCCUCUCCUAUUUUCCGUAGG